Messenger RNA from Rosa rugosa (rugosa rose), 1431 nucleotides. Its product is annotated as nitrate regulatory gene2 protein-like. Bases 1 to 1431 code for a protein of 476 amino acids. The transcript has a single exon. The record is from RefSeq and is a predicted model, not a curated record. Lineage: Eukaryota; Viridiplantae; Streptophyta; Magnoliopsida; Rosales; Rosaceae.
AUGGAGUCCAAUCAUAAAUUUCUAGCCAAAAAAAUAUCUCUUUGUAAAAAGAGACGGAAGGAUCUGACAAAGGCUUUAGAGCGAAGGUGUGCCCUUAUGAAACAACAGCUGAAGUUUAAUCGCUGUCACCAAGAAGUAGCCGAUGCCAUAAUGGCGUUCAUCAAGGAACAGAAUCCCUCUCCCUCUGAAACCCCGGAAGCUAGAGGCGAACUAGUUGAAUUUUCGAUUAUGGAGAAUGCUGAUGAGGGUGGUUUGAUCACAAGGAGACAAGGGAAUAAUGAUGUGCCAGAAAGGAGGGACGUCUCGCAAUUCUUGAAGGCAUUGGAAGAGGUCAAAGAACUUUUUCGUAACUCCCAUGAGUCUGGUAAGGAUGUCUCAAAGAAGUUGGAGACAGACAGUAUUGGAAUCAAAGCUGAAUCAUCACUACCUUCGAAACUGGUCAGGUCACUGUCAAGAAGCAGCUCUAGAGUUGGUUGUUCAACCUUUUAUGGUUCUGAAAUAAUGGGUGAAACCCUAGGAGCACUGAGGCGUUGGGAGGAGAAACUCUAUCAUGAACUGAAGACGAUCAAAAAGGCCGAACCCAAGAGGCAGAAACCCGAAGAUUCCAGCAGCGAAAACCAUCCUAAUUCAGAAACCGAGAUGAAAAUAAUGUCGAAUGUGAAAUGUAAAGUUGCCAAAAGGGCCGCUGAUAAUGACUCCGAAGAGAUUACAAGAUUGAGAAAGGAAUGUUUGCUUCCCAAACUUGGUGAGCAGCUAGAUGGGUUGGCGGGAAACUGGAAAGCAAUGUCAGAGUUUCAUGAAAGCCAAAAAAAGAUUAUGUCUCAAGUAAGAGAAUCUCCCAACCAUCCAUUACUCUGCGAAGAUGAGCACCAAAAAGCUACCAAAAAGCUCAAAGCACAGCUUUGCAAUUGGCUCGACUGCUUUAAGUCCUACGUUUCUCUACAAAAGAAAUACAUGGAAUCUCUUUGUUGGUGGCUCUUUCAUAACGACAAACCAAUAAUACUCGGAGACAAUGAUGGUGAUUGGUUGAUUAACCUGAAAAAUCUGGAAAGUAAUACAAAGGAGGUGACUACUGAGAUGAAAAGGUUCCAGAAAGAUGUUGCAGCCCUAUUAGGCCAACAAGGGAAGGAGCAUGACCAAAAGAGGGAGGUCAAGCGACUUGAGAGCCGACUCGAGAUUAAGAAGCGGAUGAUUAAUCCUGUGAACGAGAAGCAAACCUUGGAGGAGAUUGAGAAGUUAAAGGAGAGGAUCGAGAGAACUAAAGAGACGCAUCGAAGUAAAAUGCAGGAGACGCAGCAAAUGGUGAAUCAAUUUCAGACAGGGUUCUCUGAUGUUUUCAAAAAGCUAGCGGAUUUUUCAAGAAAAGCUAACGAAAUCUAUACCGAGCUUAUCAAACACCUGCCAAAAACCCAUCUGGACACGCAAACAUAA